AUGGCCGUAGAUACAGUCCGAACGACCCUCACAGACGAAGAACGCAACCGCCUCAGGAUGGAGGGUGGGUGCUUUUACUGUCGCCAGAAAGGACACAUGGCAAAUCAAUGCCCUGUCAGGGGUUCGUCUAGGGUAUAUGAAGGGUCAACUGGACAUGUUCAACAGGGUAGUAGAACGGUGGGGAACCGCUCGGCUCAGACCAGCAGUAGGAUGGGAGGCGGAGGAAGCGGCUAUGGCCGAGCGUUCUCGGCAGGAACUCCAGGCAGUACUCAGGGAGGCACUACGGCGCAAGGUAGAAGCAUGGCGACGACUAACCCGUUCCGGGCCAGACUCGCAGCUCGCCAAGCCCACGCACCCGGACCAGAUGCGCCUGUACGUGAGGAGGAGCCUGAGAUUAGCCGAGAAGAGAUCCAAAGGGUUAUAGGAAAGAUGAGAUGGGACGAGCAGGAAGCACUCCUUCAGGAGUUAAGCGAGAUAAGCAAGCGAAAAGAAUCGGAUUUUUAA
Messenger RNA from Heterobasidion irregulare TC 32-1, 504 nucleotides. RefSeq lists its product as uncharacterized. The record is from RefSeq and is a predicted model, not a curated record. The transcript has a single exon. Bases 1 to 504 code for a protein of 167 amino acids. NCBI's taxonomy places the organism in Eukaryota, Fungi, Basidiomycota, Agaricomycetes, Russulales, Bondarzewiaceae. Gene Ontology annotation, molecular function: zinc ion binding; nucleic acid binding.